GAUUUCAUAACUCACAUACGUUCUUUUUCGUUCUUUGCCAGACACUAUAAUUAUUUACUCCAUCAUAUCAAAUGAUUUCUCACUUCAAGCUCUAAGUUAUAAGUCAAAGACACUGGAAGAACUUUUGAGCUACUGUUUGUAAAUCACACCUCUAACUUUUACCCUUAAAUUUCACAUCCUCCUUACUUCCUACACUUCAAUAUGGCCAAGAAAAAGAAGAGCAGUUGUCGAGAAUCUCCUGAAGAUACUGCCAGGCGGCUUAAGAAAGAAAGACUCGCAAGAAUAAAUGCCGAAGCCAGGCGGGAAAUCGUACAAACCCGUAUUUUGGCAGCUGAGGAAAUGGUAGCAAAUCGCACAAAAUUGCACUUCCUUUCGUCGAAAGCAAUUGCAGCAGGCCCUGUCGAAACUUUUGACCUAUUCCCCGUCGAAGUCAAGCUACAAAUACUCAAAGAAUUGACAGACAUCAAUUCGUUGUACUCCUUAAUUUCUGUCUCCCGAUCUUUCCAUGAAUUUUACAUCAAUGACCGAUAUCAACGCAAAAUAUUCUGCAAAGUCCUCGUCGAAGAAAUGACCCUUCCUAUCUUCCUUCAAGCGGUUGCCAUAUUCAGUAACUCAGUGCGCAGUAUAAGAUGGACAGGCAAAUGGACUAAAGCAUUCCAGAAUGUGGGCGAAUUUAUGGACCAGUAUUCCACAAAUUCAAGAGUCGAAAUCUUCAACCAUAGAAGUUAUAACAUGAGAACCCUGGUCCGGAUUGCAGAAUUUCAUUUGACAAUAAAAGCUGUCACUCACGAUUUUUUCAAAUCUUGCUUAGAUUUGCAUCCGGGAACGCACGAGAGGUAUGAGAAAAACGGAUUAAAGAGGCUCGAGGAGCUUCGGAUACAACGAGCUUUCUAUAAUCUUGAGCUAUACCUCCGUGUAUUUAAACGCGGCGAUCAUUAUCUCAAUAAACAAACUUUGCUGAACAAGCAGUUAUACGGAACAAUCCCAGGGCGUCUAAAGGUUAGGCGAGAAAUUCAUGAGACAUUCUUUAAGCAUUUCAGCUAUUGGGAAAUCGAAGAGAUAGCCUCGGUAAAAGACUACAUGGAAAGAGAAUACAAUGAUAUCAUCAACGAAUGCAAAGAUUUUUUAGCCAAAAAUUCCCAGGCUCAACAGUACGGUUCUUCAUCGACUCUAAAAAGAAUAAAUGAAGCGGGGAUCAAGUUGGACGACUACGAUAAUUUCACGAACCAUUACAACAAAUUCACUCGAACUUUUGUCAACAAGGGUGUUGAGUUCUUUUGGAAGGUUUGCAACCAAAAUGGACCCAAGACAAAAAUUCCUCUUAUAGACAUCUCAAUACAACAAGACACCAUGCUAUUGUCUACUCAAUUCACUAAGAUGAAGAUUAUUGACCUAUUUAUGACAGACCUGGCCAUGAAUGUUCAACGAAGCCAAACUGACAUAUCAAAAUGCCUUCAAUUUGUGAGAUGUUAUGGUCGCUUUCGUGGAAGCAGAGCGGGGCAACUCGAUCUUCCAAGCUCCAUCUACGCAUGGCGUUAUAUGUAUCCGUUUCUGAUGUCCCAACCUUGCUAUUAUCGGGACUACUUGUCAUCUUGGGGUUAUUGUAUGUGGGACGUGGACCGAAUAUCCCACAUUCGAUAUUCUAAUCGGUAUGGUUCCAUCGAACUUAAACAUGGUCCAAGGUCACGUUUGAGCUCUCAGGUUGUACCUUUAACCAGUAAUGUUAAGUAAUUUUGUAUAGCGUUGAUGCUAUAGGCAUCAAAUCUGGUUGCACCAUCA
Botrytis cinerea B05.10 is the source of this 1779-nucleotide messenger RNA. RefSeq lists its product as hypothetical. NCBI's taxonomy places the organism in Eukaryota, Fungi, Ascomycota, Leotiomycetes, Helotiales, Sclerotiniaceae. The transcript is spliced from 2 exons. The record is from RefSeq and is a predicted model, not a curated record. Gene Ontology annotation, molecular function: protein binding. The coding region runs from base 202 to 1731 and encodes 509 amino acids.